AUGACGCAACCCUGCUAUGAGGCAACGCUGCUAUUCCUCACCCUGGAGAGUAUUCAAAAGGAACACACCUCCGUGUUGCAAAAAAAAAAAACGGACGUGUACAUAACGUCAGGGAAGCCAAUCAAAAUUUACUAUGACAGAAUAAUUAAGCUUCUUAAUAGUGGCAACAGACAAGUCGACCUGGUCAUAGAUGGAGACAACAGGCAGGCAAACAAUCCAUACAGGCAAUCCGAGGAGGACCAAGUUGUCUCCAUUUAUGCCGUUGGGACAAACAUCCUCAGAGCAUCGUACGUCCUGCAGGAUGUUAUUAACUUUUACUGCUCUUUUAUAAGGAAGGUACAGCAGGUGGCGAGGAAGGAUAAAAUGGCAAAGCCCGUGGAUGUUUUUUCUCUUAUCAACGUUGAAGUUGGAAGCAAAACGCUACAUAUGAAUGAUACCGUGAUAUCGAACACGUACACGGUGAAGGAGGAGUUUCUGCAGGACGACUACGAUGCUGUGAUAGCCUUUGCGAGGCAGCCUUACGACCCCGUUUUGCACAAGUACAAGGAGAGGACAAAGGAGCGAAGAGUUACCGGAGUCGUCAUCUUGAUAAAGAAGAAUCCCACCAUGUUGUAG
Molecule: messenger RNA, 615 nt
Organism: Plasmodium inui San Antonio 1
Lineage: Eukaryota; Apicomplexa; Aconoidasida; Haemosporida; Plasmodiidae
Exons: 3
Coding region: 1-615 (204 amino acids)
Source: RefSeq, a predicted model, not a curated record